AUUAGGGAAGCUGAGCGGUGCGUGAAUUCGUAGCGCGGGUGUGUAGCGAGAUCUUUUCAAAUAACCAAGCAGGGUGCGGGGAGGCCUCUCUUGUUUUGUUGUAUGUACAAAAAUCUCUCUCCGCUGCACGCUGGGCUGUAUCCAUUAGUGCUGUGCUGAGCGAGGAUAGGUAAAUGAAGUGUUCCUAUUGGUACAUGACAAGUACAUCUCUGUUGGAAGCGCAGCCUAAGACGUUGGCAAUACUAUGAUAUCAAAUACUUUACACAAAUGUGCAUUUGCCUAUACAAUUUACCAAACACUACCGUGCGCUAGUUAGCGUUAGCAACAAGGAUAUCUAAAUUUUAAUAGGUACCGAACAAAAAAAUCAUUAAAUAUUCUGCCUUUUUCAGAACAACAUGUCGCUGACAAAUUGUCAGACACUGUCACCAGCAAAGAGUCCACGAGUGCCCCGUUGGCCCACACGUCAAAGCAACUUACCACGAAAGAUACUUCGUCAGUACGAGAGUUUAACUCAAAAACUCGACGCUACAUAAAAAAGACGAAACAAAUCGCUGCAGAGAGUCUCGGUCAACCAGCAGCGGAAAGGCUCCAAAGUGCACAUGAAUAUGCAAGCCUAGAUAUUCUUCAGGAUUUUGAAAAACUUAACAAAAAGGCUAAGGCCUUUUUGUUAAUGCAACUGAGACUUGCAAGAAAAAACAAAAUGGCAAGAAAAUUUACUUUUCAAGACAAAUUAUUCGCGCUCGCGUUGAUGAAGCAAAGUCCCAAGGGAUAUAAAUUAUUAGAAAAUAUUUUUGCUUUACCGACGAAAAGAACAUUAGCACGUCUGUCGCAAAAAAUUGUAUUCGAAUGUGGAAUAAAUGAAAAAGUCUUUGAUCACAUUAAACAGAGCACGAAAAACUGGGAGACGUCAAAGAGAUUGUGUUCAUUGGUGUUUGAUGAAGUAGCAUUGACGCCACAUCUGAUAUACAACGAGAAUAAAGAUGUUAUAAACGGCUUCGAAGAAAUAGCGGGAGAACGCAAGCAAAAAUUUGCCGACCACGCUCUUGUCUUUAUGGUUAGAGGCAUUUGCUCAUCGUGGAGACAAAGCAUAGUCUAUUAUUUUUGUGCCGGAACUGUCUCUGCACCAGAUUUGGAAAGGAUAUUAAAAGAAAUCAUUCCAAGGCUUUCUGAGGCUGGCCUGAUACCUCUUGCCCUAGUGUGUGAUCAGGGUUCAACAUUCCGGUCAUGUUUUAAAAAUCUUCAAGCUACAACCGCUCGACUACAAACACCCGAAGAAAGACCAUGUGAUACAGUACAUGUAGCUGGACAUGAUUUAUUUAUAUUUCAUGACCCACCACAUUUAUUAAAAUCAAUCCGGAACAAUUUCCUGGACAAGGAUAUUAUCUUCAAUGGGAAAACGGCGUCGUGGAAGGACAUUUUAUAUGUGUACGACACGGAUAUGCAAGGCGGCCACACUAGAGCGCUACCGAGACUGACGGCAGAUCACGUAGACCCAAAGAAGAUAAAAAAGAUGAAAGUGAAAAUGGCGGCACAAGUUUUAAGCGCCCGAACUGCUGCAAUGCUGAAAUUUACCGACAGUGUUCACAAACGAGUGAAUAGUCCACAAGAGACGAUGGAGACGACAGCUGCGGUCGUCUUGUUUUUUGACGAGCUUUUUGACAGCGUCAAUGGAUCGCCAGGCCAAGGCAAAGGCAAACUCAGAUGUGCCGUCAAAGAAACUUCAAGCCAUAAGGAUUUUUGGCUAAAUGCUAUAAGAACAUUGCAAAGUAUGUCAUUUUUAGACCGUCACAGCAAACUGGCGAUACGUAAUGGCCAGCCAAGGCAUGUACGCGUUCCGUGCUUGGAAGGGUGGAUAACCACAUUAAAAAGUUUCCUUGGAUUGUCAAAAAUAUUAUUUUCUACAUACAAAGUAAAAUACUUUUACCCUCGUUUUGUCAAUCAGGAUCCGAUCGAAAACUUCUUUGGUCGUAUAAGAGCAAUUAAUUACAGAAAUGUAAAUCCCGACGCAAACACUUUUAUAUAUUCUUUUAAAUCUAUAGUCCUCUCAAAUAUCUUGGCUCCACAGUCCACAUCAAUGAACUGUGAAGACGAUGACGGCGAAACCCUAAUUAAUUUAGGUAAUCUGUUCUUGACAACAUCACCUCAGGAUGAGAAAGAAAACUGGCCCAGAAAUUUAAAUACGCCGUCAUCGUCUUCAGUCCCCUUGUCCCAUCAGGACAAAAUUAAUUAUAGAGAAAUUGUAACUGAAAGAAUGAACGUCCAAACGUCCGCGUAUACGGCGGGAUACAUAUGCCGAAAAAUAACAAAAAAAGCAAACUGUAAUGAAUGUGCAAAAAGUUAUACAACAGAAGAAAAGCAAGGGAUCCAUGAAUACAUUAAACAUAGGGAGUACAAGAGAUUGAAAAAUGCCAAUUUGAAUUACCCAAAUUCGAGAAUAGUAUGUUUGUAUAGGGAAUGUGCCCAAAUAAUACACAAUUAUUUAAACGCGGCAUGCCAUUCAAAUAAUAUUAAAAAGAAUAUUAUUGCUUUAAUAAAAUCACGCUGCGACUUGUCUUGGCUGGGGUGCAAAAGUCAUAAAAUAUUAAUAAAAAAAUAUUUUAUGACUUUAAUAAUACGAUUGCAGGUACACAACUGGUGUAAUAUCAUCAACAGAAUUUUAAACGGCAAAAUUGAAGAAAAAUAUAUUUUAAAAAUGCAUACUUUGCAUGUUACUGCUUAUAAAAAGUACAAAGCGCAUCGUUUGCGACAAAAAGCAACAAAAGAUUGAAAAUAAAUAUUGUAUAAACACAUUCCUUCUCUAGUUUUAUUUUUAUUCUCCUUUUUGAAAGUAUUUUUUAAAGACCCUCCUGUCAUUCAUCGUAUUUUUUAUCGUAGUCACAACACUAAAGAAUAUCGAUAUCGAUAAGUUCCAUUCUUGAAAUCCCUAGUCUAGUCUGUCAAAUAAGUGCCACAGAUUAGAAAAGUUAACAGCGCCACAACUGCAGUAAAGGGAACUAACACAAGGGCACUGUCCCAUCUGUAGCUAGCUACAUAUUAUUAAUCUGUGAGUCUUUCUCCCCGUAUUUCACUGGAAAGCUACAUAUAAAAAUGAAUUUACUACCUAAAAGCCACAAGGAAUUCUGUGAGAAAGAUUACUGGAAUAAGUUUUUUAAGAAACGCGGCAACAAAGCAUUUGAAUGGUAUGGCGAGUACCUAGAACUGUGUUCACACCUGCACAAGUACAUGAAACAGACUGAUAACAUUCUUAUAACCGGAUGUGGUAACUCGAGUCUCAGUGCUGAUCUUUACGAUGUUGGGUUCACAAACAUUACCAACAUUGACGUCUCAGAAGUCGUUAUAAAGCAAAUGAACAACAUCCACGCACAGAGAACUAAGAUGAAAUACCUUUGCAUGGAUGCACUGAACACUACUUUUCAAAAUGAGGAGUUUAAUGUUGUUUUAGAUAAGGGAACCCUAGACGCGCUCAUGCCUGAUGAUUCUAAAGAAACAAAUGAGACCAUAGACAAGUACUUUAGCGAGAUAAAAAGAGUUUUGAAGCUUGGAGGUCGAUUUGUUUGUAUAUCUUUGCUGCAAAGUCACAUUUUAAAUAAGUUGCUGGCAACUUUCUGUGAUAAAUCCUGGAUGUUUAGGGUUGUGAGAUGCCAUGAGGCGGAGGAGAAAAAUGCAGAAAAUGGAGAUGGAACCACUUUGCCUGUAUUUGUUGUAAUUGUUACAAAGUUUAAGGCAAUGCCACAAUUGAUAGCAGAGGUAUGCCUGGCCGGAGACAAGAUGCUGCGCCUAAAGACGGCUGAGGAGCUCCGGGAGUGCAUCAAAUCUGUACAGGACACAGCAUUUGUGACCAAUGGUCUAGCCAAAACUAGCCUUGAUGAUGAAGAGGUGUCUCUGGACCUGAUGCAGCCCGGCAACGACUCCCCGCGUUACACUCUCUACGUGGUCGACCAGAAGCGAUCCCAGGCCGUCAACAAAUAUGCCGUGUUCAUCGUCCCGCAGGGCAGGGAAUCCGACUGGCUCUUUGGAACCCCUGCAGGUCGGCGUCAACUCCAAGACUCGGCCCGCUUCGCGAGACUGGUGGUCGCCGUGUUGCGUCGCGGACAUACCUUCAGCAACCUCGACGCCGUUAAAGAAGAAUUAGCUCAUUCUGCUAAGAUGCUGAUACCGCAUGGUUUCAGUGGACAGAUCCCGUUCCUCUCGCUCGGCAGCGAUGUCGGCAGCCGCGUCACCGUCCACUCCGGCUCCUCCAAACUCUCCGGCGACUAUGUGAUAGAAGAUGUCGACAUAGACGGCGUCCCGUACCGCCGGCUCGUGUUCAUGGACAACCAGUUUCUGGUGCAGAGCGAGGCUAAGCUAAAAUCUAUGAAAAAGAAGAACAAAACCAAACUAGUGGUCGACUUCGGCCACAUCUCCUCCUACCACUCCUUCAUGUGCGUCGGCGCCUACCUCAACCCCCCCAAAAUGGCCGUCUUCGGCCUCGGAGGGGGGGGACUGUGCAUGUUCUUAAGAAAGUGCUUCGGAAACGAAGUGACCGCCGUGGAGAUUGACCCGAGCAUGCUGGAGAUCGCGAAGGAUCAUUUUGAGCUGAAGCUGGAUGAAGGGAUGAAGGUGGAAAUCAAAGAUGGCGUCGACUUUUUGAAGGACGAGGCUGAAAAAGGCGCCCAGUACUCAGUGGUGAUGUUUGACAUGGACAGCAAGGACAGGACGGUGGGCCUGUCAUGUCCGCCGAGACAGUUCCUACACGACGAGCAACUAGCGAGGGUCAAGCGAAUACUUACUAAUGACGGCCACUUCAUCCUCAAUCUCGUCUGCCGAGACAACGCACUUCACGACUCCAUCAUACAAACCCUCAGACAACACUUCACGCACCUCGUCACCGUGAAGCUAUACGAAGAGGUCAACGAAAUCGUCUUCGCGACCAAUGGCGAAGCGUACUCUAAUGAUAAGUUAGAGGAGGCAGCGAAAGGGUUGAAUGGUGUUUGCAGACAGAAAGGGUUAAAUAGGAUAAAGUGUGUGGAUUUGAAGGACUUUUUGCAGUCAAUUAGUAUAGUUUCCUAGUGUAUAAAACUAGAUGUCGCUAGUAGUACGUAAACUACAUUUACUUAAAUCAAAUUGUUAUUGUAAAUAUAAGUAUAAUUAAAAAAUCAAUGCAUUUAAUGCGGUUUUCUCUUUGUCAUGUCAUCCUUUAUUCCUGAAUCAGCGCUUCAAGCAUCUCUUCACCUUCACCGUAAAGUUAUACAAAGAAGUCAUCGAAAUCGUCUUCGCGACCAAUGGCGAACCGUACUCUAAUGAGAAGUUAGAGGAGGCAGCGAAAGGGUUGAAUGGUGUUUGCAGACAGAAAGGGUUAAAUAGGAUAAAGUGUGUGGAUUUGAAGGACUUUUUGCAGUCAAUUAGUAUAGUUUCCUAGUGUAUAAAACUAGAUGUCGCUAGUAGUACGUAAACUAC
Messenger RNA from Cydia fagiglandana, 5436 nucleotides. RefSeq names its product eEF1A lysine and N-terminal methyltransferase homolog. Bases 3088 to 5049 code for a protein of 653 amino acids. The transcript has 12 exons. Lineage: Eukaryota; Metazoa; Arthropoda; Insecta; Lepidoptera; Tortricidae. The record is from RefSeq and is a predicted model, not a curated record.